AUGAUUAAUAGCAUUUCUUCUCUGGAUCUCUCUGAUAACAGACUAUCCGGGAAAAUACCUUCUAGUAUUGGUGAUCGCGGUAGUCUUUUAUAUCUGAAUUUAGGCUUUAAUAAUCUCAGUGGGAAUGUUCCAAACGAGCUUGGACAGGUGAAAGGUCUUAUGUUAGGUGAUAAUGCUCUUAGUGGAUUCUUUCCUGAUUCAAUAGAACAACUCAGCAGUUUGGAAGUUAUAAACUUGAAGAACAACAAUUUUGAAGCCAACUUUUUGGAAGGUGCUAUCCCAGAUGAGAUUGGUCUACUAAAAGGUCUUUUCCUGCUCAAUCUUUCACAUAAUCGUUUGAUUGGUACAAUCCCAAAGAGUGUUGGGUCAAUGCAUAGUUCAGACUUUUUAGACUUGAGUUUCAACAAAUUGUCUGCUCCUAUCCCACAAUCUUUGGCAUGCCUAGACAUUCAUGCAUAUUUCAACAUGUCUUAUAAUAACUUGAGUGGCACGAUCCCAGUAGGAAAUACCCCGAGUAGAAAUCCUUUAGCAUGUUUGAACAAUAAAUUCUUGCUUGGGAUGGUUACGGAGAACAUUUGCAAGGGUAAUGAUACUGAACCUCAAAAUGAAGAUGACGAAGAUGCAAAACAGAAGUUGUUAUUGUAUGCUGUUGUUGCCUUGGGAAUUGGUGUCGGAUUCUCAGGUCCGUUCUUGGUUUUGCUUGUACGGAGAAAAUGGCGGUUUGGGUAUUGGAGAAUAAUCGGUGUUGUUGCAAUAAGAGUAACUAGGUGUGUGUUGAAAAAUUAA
This is a messenger RNA of Papaver somniferum (opium poppy), 786 nucleotides long. Its product is annotated as probable LRR receptor-like serine/threonine-protein kinase At1g12460. The coding region runs from base 1 to 786 and encodes 261 amino acids. The transcript is spliced from 2 exons. The record is from RefSeq and is a predicted model, not a curated record. Gene Ontology annotation, molecular function: protein binding. NCBI's taxonomy places the organism in Eukaryota, Viridiplantae, Streptophyta, Magnoliopsida, Ranunculales, Papaveraceae.